GUGGAUAAUUUCACUCUAAAAGUUAGGUGUGUGGUAUUUUGUUUGAAUGAAAAGAGGGUAAAGUCUUUAGUGUGCAUUAUGAGAAAGACUGUAUUAUUUUUGGGCGGGUUCACUAUGAAGUACAUCAGAGGCACCGGCCUCUACGACGAAGACCACGUGAACGACUAUGAUGCCAACCCUUAUAUGUCUGCGCGCACUACAAUGCGGUGGUAUUACCAUAUGGAACGCCUUCAGACGCGAAACAACCUCAAGGCAAGACAGGCAACACAGAGCUAUAAUAAUAAUAUGGGACUGCAUCACAGCGGGCGUGGCGCGUUUGAGCGUGAGGCAGAGCGUCGAGGAAUAAAGGUUGAGAAGUAUCCUCUCACAACAACUACUGGCACAAGGCGUGUGGCUGAAAUGGUUCUCCUACGCCGACAAAAACUCGAAGAACAUUCGGCGAAGCUUAUGGAGAAACAGCGUGCAGAGUUGCGUCGACCAUCACCGUCUGAAUGGUACGAUGAGUCAAAGGGACCUUUAAAUCCAAAUUUUCUCAAGAGGAUGCAGGUGAAUUAUGACGUGAAUAUUGUAGAUCUUCCAAAUGCACCAUUGGUGCGAAGUUCCACCUGAAUGACCCACAGCCUACCUUUUUGCUCUUUAUUUUGGCGAUGAAGAGGAUCUGAUGGGGGAGAGUGUUGAUCCAGUUGCAGUGAUGGCUUCGGGUAUCCAGAGGCUGUUCAAUUUGUCGAAAUAUUUUGCUUGUUUUGUGAACUCAUUGGCUGAUUUUAUUAUGCGUCUGUCUGAUUUAACAAGUAUAGUUCGAUGUGCACGUUUGCGUCUACACAA
Molecule: messenger RNA, 825 nt
Organism: Phytomonas sp. EM1
Lineage: Eukaryota; Euglenozoa; Kinetoplastea; Trypanosomatida; Trypanosomatidae
Source: the annotation of a GenBank genome assembly